Rotaria sp. Silwood1 is the source of this 2784-nucleotide messenger RNA. Lineage: Eukaryota; Metazoa; Rotifera; Eurotatoria; Philodinida; Philodinidae. The record is from the annotation of a GenBank genome assembly.
AUGCUAUCUGAUCAACAACAAAUACCAACAAAAGUAUUAGACGAUUUAUGCAGCCGUUUUAUUAUUAAUAUCCCAGCUGAACAACGUGAUGAUCUUGUCCGAGUACUAUUUGCUGUUGAAUUAGCUCAUUGGUUUUAUAUUGAUUUUUAUUGUGAAGAUGAUAAUGAUUUAUAUAUGUGUAAUAUUAAAGAAUUUGCUCAACAAAUUUUUCAACAUUGUCCAUUUCUACGUGAUUAUGUAAAUAAUCUUGAUAGUAUUGUAUGUCAAUGGCGUGAAUAUAAAUUAAGUGUACCAACAUAUGGUGCAGUUUUAAUUGAUCCAACAUAUGAACAUAUAUUACUUGUAAGAGGUUUUUAUAAUCGUGAAAGUUGGGGUUUUCCAAAAGGAAAAGUUCAAGAAAAUGAAAGUCCAUUUAAAUGUGCCAUACGAGAAGUUAUGGAAGAAGUUGGUUUUGAUAUGAAAGAUCGUGCUUUUGAUGAUCAAUAUUUAGAACGUGAUCUUAAUGGACAACUUAUACGAUUAUAUAUUGUUAAACAAGUACCACUAGAUACAAAAUUUGCACCUAAAACAAAAAAUGAAAUUAAAGAAAUGCGUUGGUUUCCUAUAGCUGAUUUACCAUGUCAUAGACAUGAUACAAUAUCACAAAUUAAAUUAAAUAUUAAUCCAAAAGCAUUUUUUAUGGUCAUACCAUUUAUUAAAGAUUUACGUCAUUGGAUAAAUCAAGAAUGUGGUAUAUAUACAUCAUCAAAUGGUGAUUCAGAUAAUACAAAUGAAUAUAUAAAACAAUGUGAACAAGAAAAUUUACAUCAUCAAUCAUCAUUAAGAUGUCAAAAAAUAAUAUAUAAAAAUAAUACUCGAAAAAUAAAUAUUCAAGAAAAAUUAUUUGGUGUCGAUCAACAAACAUCAUCAUUUAUACGUAAUGGUACAUAUAAACAACGAAAAAAUUCAAGUAAAAUUAUUGCUAAUCUUACACCACAAACUAUUGAUGAACAACAAAUAUCAUCAACAAAUAUAUUUCAAAAACAAUUAAGUAUACAAGAUACAAUUCAAAAACAUUUUUCAACAAUACUUAAAAAUGAUUCUAUUACUGUUACGGAUAAUACAUCAAUUACAGAAACAAUACUUAUGAGAGAAAAUAAUUCAACUAUUAUUAAUAAUAUAUCAAAUACAACUCAAUUAACGCCACCAAUGUCAAAUGAUGAUGAAAAUAAACGUCCAUUAUCUGUCAAAAAUCAUAAAGGAAAAAGAUCUUCAUGUUCAUUAACAACGCCAUUUCGUAUAUUAACUCGAGAUCAACCUGAUGAACUCUACACUCAACUAAAAAUACCUGAAACAAAUAAUAAUGUUAAUCAUAUUUCUGAUAAAUCUCAACGUCAUCGACGUCGUACUGGUCGACAUUUAAAUAAUGACAUAACUUCUCAUAAAUUACAAGAACCAUUUUUUAAUUUAACAAAUGAUACAUUUCAAUUUAGUGGUCCUCGUUGUUGGACACAAUUUCGUUUAAAUCGUUCUGAAGUCCUGGGUAUUUGUAUGGCAAAUACAAAAGAAGUAUGCGAUUCAUUUCCAUCUAUAAUGAUCGUAGCAAUUCUUUCGUCUUUUGUGAUUGCUAUAUUCAUUGUUGGUUUAGCUAUUUCUUACUAUCAUAAACAACGUAAAAAACAAUCAAAUGAUUCAUCAUAUAGUAUUACAAGAUAUUGGCGUCGUCAAUUGGCAUCAACAUCAUGUGAUAAUUUAAAUUCAUCAUUAAUUACAAAUAAUAAACAAUCAUAUCCAAUUGUAAAUGAAACAACAAGUAUAAUUAAAAAUUCAUUUUCAUGGCCUGAAGCAAGUAUGUUACAUCGACAAGAUCAAGAACAAAUAAAAUGUUCAUCAACAAUAUCUUCAUCAGGAUUAUCAUAUUCAUUAACAAUGGAACAUAUUACAGAACCAGCUUCAUUAACAUUUGGUCUACGAUGGAAUGAUAUUACUAAAUCAUUAUUUGUUCGUGUUGUUAGUGCUCGAGAUUUAUUUAUUUAUAGACGUCAUCGACAACCUUUAGUAAUUGAUUCGUACGUACGCAUUGAACUGAUUUUCACAUCAAUAGAGAAUACUAAUCCAAAAACAUUUCCAUCAAUGCGUACACAUAUAAUUAAAAAAAAUGCAUAUCCUAUUUAUGAUGAAUUAUUUGAAUUUACAAAUCUUGAACAAAUAAAUGAUGAUAAUUAUUCAAUUGUUUUUACAAUAUCAACAUAUGAUACAUUUACAAGAGAUGAAAUUGUUGGUGAAGUUAUUUUUCCAAUAAAAUUUAAUAUAUUAGAUUCAACUGAAAUGACAUUUACACAAAAUCUAACAACACUUCAUAAACAAUUAAGUAAUCAAGAACUUGGUCAAAUGCUUAUUUCAUUAUGCUAUCAACCAACUGAUAGUAGUGUAACAAUAAUUGUAUUAAAAGCAGCAAAUUUACCUCGAAUAGGAACAACAAGAUUAAUUAAUCCUUAUUUUAAAAUUUAUAUGUUUUAUAAAAAUCAACGAAUUUUUAAAAAACGAAGUACUAUUAAACGAACAACACAAACUCCUGUUUAUAAUGAAUGUUUUACAUUUCAUAUACCAAAUAAUGAUAUAGAAAAUAUUUAUUUUGAUAUAAUACUUUUUGAUUAUGAUAAUCAUAUGAAACAUGAAGCUAUUGGUACAUGUUCUAUUGGAAAAGAAAUGAAUCAACAUUGGAAUGAUGUUUGUCAUCGACAAAUAACUAAACAAAUAGCUCAUUGGUAUCAAUUGAAAUCAUACAAUGAAUCAAUUCAUUGA